AUGUCGAACCUUGGUCCCGUCAAGCAGUUUUUCGGCAUUCAAAUUUCUCAUCACAAACAAUCUCUACUUCUUAGCCAAUCUAACUAUAUUUCCGAAGUUCUAAACAAAGCAGGAAUGCUUCACUCUGUAGAUUUACAGCUUCAAGCCUUUGCUGACUCAGAUUGGGCAGCCAAUCACUCGGACCGUAGGUCCAUCUCAGGCAUCUGUGUCAUUAUUGGCUCUAAUUUACUCUCGUGGUGUGUUAAAAAGCAAACCAUCGUUGCUCGUUCCUCAACCGAAGCGGAAUACUGCUCACUUGCGGUUGCAGCAGCGGAUGUCCUCUGGCUCUGCCGACUACUUGCUGACUUUCAUAUCCCAUCUUCUUCUCCAACCCCUAUACAUUGUGACAAUGUAUCAGCGUUAGCAUUGUCGAAUAAUCCUGUUUUUCAUGCUCGAACAAAGCAUAUUGAAGUUGAUUAUCCCUUCAUUCGGGAUUGUAUUCAGACUCAACAUGCCACCAUUCAUCACAUCUCUACAACCGAUUAG
Messenger RNA from Dendrobium catenatum, 525 nucleotides. RefSeq lists its product as uncharacterized. The coding region runs from base 1 to 525 and encodes 174 amino acids. The record is from RefSeq and is a predicted model, not a curated record. The transcript has 2 exons. Lineage: Eukaryota; Viridiplantae; Streptophyta; Magnoliopsida; Asparagales; Orchidaceae.